CUCCAUUUAUAAGGCAACGAUUGUAAGAAGUCAAGUUAGUAACUUCACGGCUGAGUAACAGAUUGCAGACUACACGCGACCUUAGAAUCCCAAAUCUAUCACAAUGUCGUGUGAUUUGCUUGGAGGUCUUUUGCUCAUUGCUGCUGUACUGCAAAGCGCCGUCGGACAACAAACCAAAGAAGAUUGCCUUUUGCAAGUUAAAGCAGGAACGUGCAAUGACGACAUCCAGCGCUAUUACUACAAUACACUCACCCAAAAGUGUGAAGAAUUCAGCUAUAGCGGUUGUGGAGGAAACGCAAACAACUUUAAAUCCAUUUUAGAAUGCAAGAAAACCUGCUUCAGGAUACCAAAAAUCCCCCAAAUCUGUCGUUUUCAAAUGCAAGAGGGCCCCUGCCGAGGCCUCAACAAGCAAUAUUUCUUCAAUAUGACCUCCAUGCAGUGUGAGCCCUUCAAUUAUGGUGGUUGUCAAGGCAAUGACAACAAGUUUCUGAGCUUUCAGCAGUGUAUGGAAUAUUGCAGACCUCCUAAACCAAUCCCUGUGACUUGCAAUGAUAUUUUGGACAAGGGAAAUUGCUUAGCUUCCAUACCAAGGUAUUACUACAACUCUUCUACUAAGACUUGCGAGGAGUUCAUAUACACAGGAUGUGGAGGAAGCACCAAUAACUUCAACUCCAAACAAAGCUGUAUAGAUGUUUGUGGGAGAAAAAGUUGGAGUACCAAGUAUGUAAGAGUUUCCAAAGAAUACCUAAAACGAGUAAAUGCCCAGCCACCAAGGCAGAAGUCCACCAAAUAAUGGUUUAUGAAGUCAUUGGCACUGUACCGACAAAGAUUAUUGCACUGAUUUUAUAGUAUUCACUUGUGUCAUCUCACUCUGUGUCACUAAUAUUUGUAUUAUUAAAUACAGUAUUUCGGCAAGCCUAACACUGUUUAAGUGAUGAAGCAAAACGUUUCAUUUACAGUAAUUAACAAUUUUUAAUAUGCUGAUGUUUUAUUACCCCAGAUAUUUAAUUGAAUGUUCCUCUCUGUUCAGCCAGAACAUGUUUAAUUCAGACUGGCAGCAGAUAUCAUCUCAUGAUUUCAAAAAGCUAGUGACACUUAACCUGAGAAAGUCUAGAAUGACAAAUGAAAAUGGUCAUUGUCUGCUGGCUCAAAGAUAGCAGGUUAUUAACCAUUAAAAUGAGAAAUGACAUGUAUUCAACCUUUUGUAAUGUGUUAGUUUUAAGUAUAUACAUUUUCAGUGAAAUCAUAUUUGUUUCAUUUAAUGGAACUCAAUAUCAAAGCCUGAAUAAAUAAAAAUAAACAAAGCCAGAAUACAGGA
Cyprinus carpio (common carp) is the source of this 1318-nucleotide messenger RNA. Its product is annotated as tissue factor pathway inhibitor 2-like. Gene Ontology annotation, molecular function: serine-type endopeptidase inhibitor activity. Gene Ontology annotation, biological process: negative regulation of peptidase activity. NCBI's taxonomy places the organism in Eukaryota, Metazoa, Chordata, Actinopteri, Cypriniformes, Cyprinidae. The record is from RefSeq and is a predicted model, not a curated record. Gene Ontology annotation, cellular component: extracellular region.